Molecule: messenger RNA, 687 nt
Organism: Symbiodinium sp. CCMP2456
Lineage: Eukaryota; Dinophyceae; Suessiales; Symbiodiniaceae
Source: the annotation of a GenBank genome assembly
AUGCUGGAGGCAUCUGCCCGCGGGCGAGAAGGCGCUGCUCUUCCCAACCUGCUUGGCGUGCGGCCACGCAGCUCCGCCGCUGGCAGCCACAGGGCACAGAUUCUGCAAGCACUUCACGGGCCUCCUGGUCCAGAGCGACCGCUUGGAGCCCCUGGAGCCCGACCGUUUCAUUCCGAAGCUGUGACUCAAAAGCCAGUUCCCCCGCCCCACGUUGCGGGCUUGCCGGCUGUGCUGUUCCUCGACGUCGAUGGGGUGCUUCACCCCGUCCAGGCACGCCAUCCGCGGCAGCAGUUCGUCAACGGCUGCCUAGCUCUUGUGGCUGACGUCGUCAAGGCAACUGGAGCUGCGAUUUGUUUGUCCACGGCCUGGAGAUUGGAUCCUCAAGCUCGCAAGUUCGUGGAGGGCAAGCUGCAAGACUUUGGGCUGGGGCCCCCAGUCGGGCGCACGCCGAACCUAGCGCAGUUCCAUCGCAGUCGGGAAAUCCUCGCCUGGGUCCAUAAGUUCAAGCCAGCCACCUGGGUUGCUUUGGACGACUGGCCACUCAUCGAGGAGGAGCCCAAGAUGCAGGGGCACUUCGUCCAGUCCCGGCCACGCUAUGGGCUUCAGCCAGAUACUGCUCAAAAAGUAGUUGAACUCUUCAAGUUGCAACAGCAACAUAUCAAAUGCCAGCCGCUGGCAAGAGGCUGA